AAAAAAAGGGGGUGGAAGAAGAAAGACAGAAGUAGGCGUUAAGACUGACGUGCCUGCCAGAUAACAAUAGUGAAGACGUGUUCCUCACUCACUCACCACCAAAAGUUCUCUCAACAUCCACCAAGAUGGGCAUCCGAAAAAAGAACAACAAGAACCCACCGAUGCUCAGCCACGAGUUUGUGAUCCAGAACCACGCGGAUAUUGUGUCUUGUGUUGCUAUGGUGUUUCUGCUGGGUCUUAUGUUUGAGAUUACAUCAAAGGUAGCGGUUUUGUUCAUAACUGUGCAAUACAAUGUAACAAUUCCAGCAAAUGGAGGUCCAGAGGAAACAGCAGUGAAUUACUUCCAUUACGGUCUGAAAGAUGUGGCCACUGUCUUCUUCUACAUGUUGGUUGCCAUUAUCAUGCACGCCAUUAUUCAGGAAUACGUGCUAGAUAAAAUCAACAGGAAGAUGCACUUCUCCAAAACCAAGCACAGCAAGUUCAAUGAGUCGGGUCAGCUGAGUGCCUUCUACCUCUUCUCCUGCCUGUGGGGAGCCAACAUUCUUGUUUCUGAGAACCUCCUGUCCAAUCCCGUCAGCCUUUGGGAUGGUUACCCGCAUACUCUUAUGCCGUUCCAGAUGAAGUUCUACUACAUCUGUCAGCUUGGUUACUGGCUUCAUGCUAUCCCUGAGCUCUACUUCCAGAAGACCAAGAAAGAGGACAUUCCUCGUCAGCUUGUUUAUAUCAGCCUUUACCUGAUUCACAUCACAGGGGCCUACGUUCUGAAUCUGAACCGGUUGGGCCUGGUGUUGCUGGUUCUGCAUUACUUUGUUGAGCUCCUCUUCCAUCUAUCCCAACUCACUUACUUCAGCAAUGAAGACAGACAGACCGGGUUUACAGUUUGGGCUGUUCUGUUUGUGCUGGGCCGGUUGUUGACUCUUUCCCUGUCUGUUCUCACUGUGGGCUUUGGACUGGCCGGAGCAGAGAAGCAGGGUCUGAACCUCGCAGAUGGAAGCUUUAAUGUCCUGGUUGUUCGGGUGACUGUCCUGGCUGCAAUAUGCACCACUCAGGCUUUUAUGAUGUGGAAAUUUAUCAACUUCCAGCUGCGACGAUGGAGAGAACACGCACAGACUCAGACCUUAAAGAAGAAAUCAUCCUCUUCUAAGAGCAAAUCAAAGAAAGAUUAGGAGCAGUGAGUAGUGAACACACACACAGCCAUAGCAGUGGUGCCCGAAGAGCAAUUGGGGUUUAAGUGCCUUCCUCAAGGGCACCUCAGAUGUGGGUAUUGAGUGUGGCAGAGAGCGCUGUUCAGUCACUUCCCCCACCGACAUUUCCUGCCAGUUUUGAGACUUGAACCUGCAACCUUCAGGUUACAAGUCUCUAUGACUCUCUAACCAUCAGGCCACAACUGCCCUUAUUUAAAAGAACUGUUGUCAUUGCUGGAGUAAUGACUGUUGA
Sinocyclocheilus grahami is the source of this 1437-nucleotide messenger RNA. Its product is annotated as translocating chain-associated membrane protein 1-like 1. The record is from RefSeq and is a predicted model, not a curated record. Gene Ontology annotation, cellular component: endoplasmic reticulum membrane. Lineage: Eukaryota; Metazoa; Chordata; Actinopteri; Cypriniformes; Cyprinidae. Gene Ontology annotation, biological process: SRP-dependent cotranslational protein targeting to membrane, translocation; protein insertion into ER membrane. The transcript is spliced from 11 exons. The coding region runs from base 126 to 1166 and encodes 346 amino acids.